Oppiella nova is the source of this 876-nucleotide messenger RNA. The record is from the annotation of a GenBank genome assembly. Lineage: Eukaryota; Metazoa; Arthropoda; Arachnida; Sarcoptiformes; Oppiidae.
UCUAAAGUUUUUCACUCAUCGCAUGAAUCCAAUAUUCUCUCUGAUUUUUAUAUGCCGUAUAUUUAAGUCAUAAUCGUAUGGUAUCUUCGGUUCAGUCAGUGUUAUAAUACCAUACAUAACUGGAUGAGUCAUUCACACACUUCUUACAUGUGGAUCAGUUGACUAUAUCAUCCACACCGAGGAGAGAGAGAGAGAGAGGCCUAUAAAUACGAGAGUUGUUCCCAACUUUUUUCCCACUUAAUAGUCAGCUGUUAUAUAAGAAGUGUUACGAUAUUUUGUUAUUUAUUUUUUCAAAAGUGAAAACAAAACAAAACCUCUGCAAACAUGAAGAUGUCUAUGACUUUGAAAUAUAUCACAACAUUCUCGCUGUUCUUCUGCUACUUCUUCUACGGAGUCAACUUCUAUGUGGUCGGGCCCACUCUCAUUGAGCUGUCGGCGCUGUUCAGCACAACCAUCGAGAAAAUAUGCUUCAUUUAUACGGUGCGGUCGGCCGGUAUCACUGUUGGCAGCCUAAGGUUGGCUUCGAUAUACUGUCCCACGAGUGAUGGCGAGAGGGCACAGGUGAGGCCCCCGGCGAACACAAAUAUAGACCCAAUCGUAUUGGUCACCUGGAACUGGUGCUCUGUGACUUUCACGUUUCACUUACCGAGGAAUGCAUACAUGGAGGCGUACACGGACGAGAAGCCGGCGCCCAGUAUGAUAUUUCCCGUCCACAUCAUCACGACGGAUGUAUUGGCCCAAAAUAUGAGGAUCAAUAUGCCGGACACCAUCAUCACAAUCACUUCGGGCUUGAGUUUUAUGGCCAGAGGUAUGGAUAGCCCGCGACCGACGGUAAAGGCGGCGGCCGACGCCGACGUGACCAGAGCUGCCGCCUGA